Pyricularia pennisetigena is the source of this 504-nucleotide messenger RNA. RefSeq lists its product as uncharacterized. The record is from RefSeq and is a predicted model, not a curated record. Bases 13 to 504 code for a protein of 163 amino acids. The transcript has 3 exons. Lineage: Eukaryota; Fungi; Ascomycota; Sordariomycetes; Magnaporthales; Pyriculariaceae.
UGUAUCCGCACCAUGGAAAACAAGGAGAUGGUUGAUAGUUUUAUCGAGACUGGUAAUCGCCUUAACGACAAGCCGCGCCGCACUCGCAAGCGUUGCGAGCGCCCCAUGCUUGGCUUUAGAAAUACUGGCAACAGCAAGCUCCGCACCAAGGCCGGUGUCAGGUUUGUUGACAGAUUGCUAGGGCGCGAGUACGAGCUGGGCAAUGCGGAGACAUUAUGGCCUCUAUCCGCCUUUGGAACCUCAGAUGAGGUAGGUGAUAAAUGGGACAUGGGCCGGGCAAACUGCCUCUACAAAACUCGAUGGGAGGAGCAGAACCAACUCAGAAGAGCCCAACCCUGCCGCCCCUUCGCAAUCUACGUGUUCAAGUACGACUUGGCAGGUGGAAAGAACAUGGCUAUACGCUUAAUCUCGCCCGAAAUCUGGAAAAUAAGCAGCCACAGCUCUCCAGCGAUGCCAACCAUCUCACGACCCUCAUUCCCAGAGUGGACGUUGGCGACCCUCUAA